Messenger RNA from Capsaspora owczarzaki ATCC 30864, 2538 nucleotides. RefSeq lists its product as hypothetical. The transcript has 2 exons. The record is from RefSeq and is a predicted model, not a curated record. Gene Ontology annotation, cellular component: nucleus. Gene Ontology annotation, molecular function: DNA binding. NCBI's taxonomy places the organism in Eukaryota, Filasterea, Ministeriida, Capsasporidae. The coding region runs from base 1 to 2538 and encodes 845 amino acids.
AUGAACACUCAUUCCAGCUACAAGGAAGACAUGGUCAGACGGGCGCAGGAGCAACUUGAGGUCGGCCUCGCCCAGAUUGCGACCGCGUCUCCCUUCCGCCAGAGGCUCCUGACGAAGGCCACCGCCCUCAAACUAUACUAUUUUGACCCGUUCCUAUCCACUACGGAUGUCGGCGGAGCUCCGGGAGCCUCCGCCGAGCGAAUCUGGACGACCCGCCAAAUCGCCCAUGCGCUGGGUCGAUCGCAGUCCAUGAUCGCCCGCUGCAUCAAGGCCCACGCCAACCUCGCUCCUGACAUUCCUGGAAUGACCUUAGAUGAGUUGGCUGACGUUCUGCGCGAGGAUCCCAUCCAGGGACAAGGCUACGUGUUCACCGUCCCCGAGGAGCAAGAGCUCGUCGAGUUUGUCAAGCGGUGCUGCUUAGGAGCUAUCUCUCUGAGCAAAACGGAAUUCACUCGAUAUGUGCUUGCAGCCUCGAAGGUGCCGAGGCCGGACGGCGUGGAAAGACGUCAAUUUGAGCACGACAAAGUUUCCGACAAGUGGGUCAAUGAUUUUGUCGCCCGUCACAGCUCACAGAUUGGCUGGCGCAGUAGCAGCGUGUUGGAAACACUUCGAGUGGCUGCUUUGAGUGAAAAGAAGCUCGGCAGUUUGUUCGCGCUACUGGCGGAGUACAGCAAUCUUUACCCGACUCUUUUCGCUACGCCGGCCAAUAUUUUCAACAUGGACGAGUCGGAUUGCUCUGUGGGUCGUAAAAAGAAGCGUGCCCUGGCUGCUGUUGGUGUCAAGCGUGUCAGUCGGCGAUCUGGCCGAACCAUUACGAUGGGACCGCAUGUUACUGGUCUGUUUACUGUUUGUGCUGAUGGCACCGCUCCUGUUGCGCCCCACUUCAUUGUCGCGCAUCCACGGCCCACUCUACCUCACAGGUGCACCGAGGGCCUGGACGAGGAGUUGAUUCACCAGUCCGAGUCCGGCUUCAUCAACGAGGAAAUCUUCGACAAGUGGUUUCGAGAUUUCGUCGAGGUCGUCAAGGAGCGAGCUACCACCACCCCCGUUCUAUUGGUGAUGGAUGGCAGCUCGUGUCACAAGUUCACUGUCGGGUUGAUUGACCUCGCGGUGAGCAACAACAUCCUGGUUGCGAUCCUUCCAUCGCACACGUCGACUCACUUGCAGCCGCUCGACGUCACCGUCUUUGCCUGGUACAAGAACUUGCUCGAGACUCACGUGCAGUCGAUUUUGGAUGAAGACUCGCCACUCAUCGACGUGAACAUCAAGCUUCACGGGGCCAUUCGGGCGUGGAACGAAAUUGACGACCGAUCCAACUUGAUCCGAUCUGGGUUUCGCCAAACUGGUAUCUAUCCGCUGGACACGGAAAAGCACAAGACCCUAGCGUUGCCUUCCGUCGCUGACGUUGCCGUGUCUACGACCCCCCUCGCUGCACAUUCCCGAGCCACCCCCGACCCCGGAUGCUCGAUUGCCGAUGCCGCCCUGGUAACCAUUGGUUGCACUCCGAGAGCUCUACAGCAAAAGAGGGUGCACGAUGCAGCGGUAGCUGAUUUGCGUCGAAAUCUCGAGGUCGAACUUUCGGUGCAAGAAGUCCUUCGGGCCCCACCCAGGCCCCUGCGGUCCAGGAGCAUUGGCAACAGCUCCAUGCGCGUUUCUAUGAACUCGACCGCUCGAUCCCCGCUUACGCCGGAGAAUAGGGAUGCCCAGCUUAAGCGGCAGGAGUUGCAAGAGAAGAGGAAGCAGCUCGAACCUCUGAAAGAAGAGUACAAUCGGCAACGGCCCAUCUUCCUCCGCACGCUAAAAGACCUUGACUCACGCAUCUUGACACUUGCGGAGACAAUUCUUGCUCUGGAGACUCAGCUGGCUGCUCUGGGAGAAGAGGUCGAGCAGGACAUCGAAUCGGCAACUGCCGCGGAGACCCGAAACAAGCUAGCUGCUGCUCGCCUGCAGCAUACCAAGCUCGUACGUGACCGCGCGACAUUUUUCAAGAACCGUCUCAAGCGACCCACUCUUCUAAGUCUUGAGCCAGCGGCGACCGCUUCCACACCUCUCGUUCCUCGGCGCGUCAGCAGGCCUAGGCCCAUUCUCGCUUCGCAAUCGAUGGCGAACGACACUGUCGACUUGGAUCAAUCAGCCAGCGAGGAGGAAAGCGAGUCUGACGACGAUGACGACGAGAAUCAAGCGUCGUCCGAAAUGGCUUCCGCUGCCAUCGGCCACAACGACAACCAGGAGGACCCCAGCGAUGUCCAGCGUCAACCUCAAGCCGCCCGCAAGCGUCGCCAGGAAGAUGACGAUGAAAACGUCGCGCCCGUCUUCACCACGGUCACAUCAGACUCGAGCGAUGUUGUUCAAGUCGAUUAUCAGCUGAGCUCCACCGAACUCCAAGAAAUCCGACGCUAUCGCAUGCCAACGCGUAGUACUACGAAGCAAGAUGGACAUAAUGUCAAAUUGGCGCGUGUAGACCUCCAACCUGCGUCGUCAAGGCCGGCGCUCAGCGACCUGACAAACCUUUCUCGAAGCAACACGCUACCACUGUAA